CCUCCUCCUCCUGUUCUUCUGGCUCCGGGAUUCCUGAAGUUAAUAGGAGAAAUAAGGUAGCCAAGGGGACCACAUGGAAGUUGUGACAGCUCCCAGCCGCGCACCCCUUUCGUUUGAGCCAUUACCUCGCCUUAGGAAUUGCCACUGACACGUUGAAUGAAGGAGGUCUCCCUGCCAGCCAACCUGCCGGGAUGGGCCACUGCUGCUGCAAGCCUUAUAUCUGCCUUCAGUGCCUGGACAAGACGAAUGAAAGUGCCCUUGUGAAAGAAAAAGAGCUGUCAAUCGAACUUGCCAACAUCAGGGAUGAAGUUGCCUUCAACACAGCCAGGUGUGAGAAACUACAGAAGGAGAAGGAAGAGCUGGAGAGGCGGUUUGAGGACGAGGUGAGGAAGCUGGGCUGGCAGCAGCAGGCCGAGCUCCAGGACCUGCAGGGGCAGCUGCAGCUGCAGUUCCAGGCGGAGAUGACACGCCUUCAGGAGGAGCACAGCGCCCAGCUGCUGCGGAUCCGGUGUCAGCACCAAGAGCAGGUAGAAGAUAUCACCGCCAGCCACGAGGCUGCUCUCCUAGAGAUGGAAAAUAACCACACGGUGGCCAUCGCGAUCCUGCAGGAUGACCACGACCACAAAGUCCAAGAAUUGAUGUCUACCCAUGAGCUUGAAAAGAAAGAAUUGGAAGACAGUUUUGAAAAGCUGCGGCUGUCAUUACAGGACCAGGUGGACACGCUGACCUUCCAGAGCCAGUCUCUGCGGGACCGAGCCAGACGCUUCGAGGAGGCUUUGCAGAAAAACACUGAAGAGCAGCUGGAGGUUGCACUGGCUCCCUAUCAGCACUUGGAAGAAGACAUGAAGAGUUUGAAGCAGGUGUUAGAGAUGAAGAAUCAGCAAAUACACCAGCAGGAAAAGAAGAUUAUUGAGCUGGAAAAGCUGGCGGAAAAGAACAUUAUCCUGGAGGAGAAAAUCCAAGUUCUCCAGCAGCAGAACGAAGAUCUCAGAGCAAGGAUUGACCAGAACACUGUUGUCACGAGACAGCUGUCGGAGGAGAACGCCAACCUGCAGGAGUACGCGGAGAAGGAGGCAGAGAAGAAGAGGCUGAGCCGCACCAAUGAAGAGUUGCUCUGGAAGCUCCAAACUGGGGACCCAACCAGCCCAAUUAAACUCACCCCCACGUCCCCUGUUUACCGCGGCUCCUCCUCCGGACCCUCCUCACCCGCCAAAGUGGGCACCACGCCCAGAUGACAACGCCCCGCGGCCCUCGGAGCUGCGGCCCCUCACGCACCCGCGCUUCCACCUGGAGGGAGUCUGGACCACGGCCAGCCCCGCGCAUGCUCAGGAGCUGCUCAGCGGCACCCUCCCCGGGUCCACUGCU
This is a messenger RNA of Myotis lucifugus (little brown bat), 1365 nucleotides long. Its product is annotated as microtubule-associated tumor suppressor candidate 2-like. Lineage: Eukaryota; Metazoa; Chordata; Mammalia; Chiroptera; Vespertilionidae. Gene Ontology annotation, cellular component: cytoplasm; nucleus. The record is from RefSeq and is a predicted model, not a curated record. Gene Ontology annotation, molecular function: microtubule binding.